Metarhizium brunneum ARSEF 3297 is the source of this 2685-nucleotide messenger RNA. RefSeq names its product Histone-lysine N-methyltransferase, H3 lysine-36 specific (gene SET2). Gene Ontology annotation, cellular component: nucleus; chromosome. Gene Ontology annotation, biological process: regulation of DNA-templated transcription. The record is from RefSeq and is a predicted model, not a curated record. Gene Ontology annotation, molecular function: protein binding; histone H3K36 methyltransferase activity. NCBI's taxonomy places the organism in Eukaryota, Fungi, Ascomycota, Sordariomycetes, Hypocreales, Clavicipitaceae.
AUGGAGGAUGAUGAGCAUGCAGCCAGAAGCAUGAGUAGGAUCAAGCUGGAAGACGGAAUCGCGAAUGGGCAACCUGAAGCCAUGGACACGGCCGAGUCUACGCCAACGCACGGCAUCAAGGGUGGUGCAUCGCCUGCAUCCAUCAAUGGGAUCAAAUCAGAGAGCGACGGGGUGAAUACGCCCGCCUCGGGAAAGCCACGCCUAUCGCGAAGAUCUUCACAAAAACCCGCCGAGCCCGAACCACGACUAUUCAACCACCUCCCAAACGUUACCGAGGAGUCUUGCAAGUCCUUCCAGGUCAUUCGAGACUGUCUCUACGGAUCAAAACACCUCGGUUCUACCGACAAUGACGCUUUGGACUGUGACUGUGCCGAGGAAUUUCAAGAUGGGGAGAAUUUUGCUUGUGGCGAGGAUUCCGACUGCAUCAACCGCGCUACAAAAAUGGAGUGUGUCGCCAGCGGCAGCAAUUGCGGCGGUGGUUGCCAGAAUCAACGCUUUCAGCGCAAGCUCUGGGCUGAUGUUGCUGUCAUCAAGACUGACAAGAAAGGGUAUGGUCUUCGAACCGAAUCUCCUCUACAACCGAACGACUUUAUUUACGAGUAUAUUGGUGAGGUUAUCAACGAACCUACGUUUCGACGACGUAUGCUGCAGUACGAUGAGGAGGGCAUCAAGCAUUUCUAUUUCAUGUCCCUGAGCAAGAGUGAAUUUGUUGACGCAACCAGAAAAGGUAACCUCGGUCGCUUCUGUAACCACUCAUGCAAUCCCAAUUGCUACGUGGACAAGUGGGUUGUUGGGGACAAGCUGCGCAUGGGCAUCUUUGCAUUGCGCAAGAUCCAAGCCGGUGAGGAACUGGUAUUCAACUACAAUGUUGACCGGUACGGUGCCGAACCCCAGCCAUGCUACUGCGGCGAGUCAAACUGCGUUGGAUUCAUCGGAGGAAAGACUCAGACUGAGCGCGCCACCAAGUUACCGACCACUGUUGUUGAUGCACUUGGCAUUCAUGACGCCGAUGGUUGGGAUACCGCCGUUGCCAAGAAACCACGCCGCAAGCGACCCGAGGAAGAUGAUGAAGAGUAUGUCAACAGCCUGCCAGCCCGGAGCUUGGAUGAAGACGGUUCGAGAAAGGUCAUGGCCGCGCUUGUGCAAUGCAAGGAAAAAUGGAUUGCCGUCAAACUUCUUGAGCGUAUCCAGCGCUCCGAUGAUGACCGAGUCAUCCACUCCGUCAUGCGUAUGCACGCCUACCAAAUUCUCAAAACCACCCUCAACACGUUCAUCGACGACCACAAUGUUGUGUUGCAGGUACUGGAUAUCCUUGACAAAUUCCCACGCAUGACGAGAAACAAGAUUCAAGACUCCAAUAUCGAAGCAACAAUACAACACUUGACAAAUUCGGAACACGAGGAUGUAUCAGCGAAAUCAAAGAAACUGCUGGACGACUGGAGUAAACUGGAAGUGGCAUAUCGCAUUCGAAGGAGGAAGGUUGACCCCAAUGCACCAGUUCAGAAUCUUUUUGACGACCGCAGAGGACAAGCUCGCGAGGAAGAAACGGCUCAGUCAACACCAAAAACAGCAUCGCCGCGGCCCAUUGACGCUCCAAAGGGCCCCAAGAGCAGUAUUCCCCAGCGUAGUGUAUCGUUUCAGCAUAACAACGUCAAUCGACCACCUCGACGCUUCGGACCACUCCCGGAGGGCUGGUUUACAGCCAAGGACGGCAAAGGUCACACCUAUUACUACAACAAACUAGGCAAAACCACUUGGAGCAGACCAACUCAGCCCGCAAACGACGGACCAAAGGCACCGUCCAAGGCCAUACAGGAACAGCUGGCUAUCCAAAGUAUUAUUGAUCGCGUGACCAAGGAAGGGACACCGAAGCAGACUCUGCCCCAGCCAACUCCAUCACAUGUCAGCGACUCAUCAUCCAAGGAAUCCAGGAGGAGCAAGUGGAAGGCACUGCCUAUUGAGAAGCAGAUGAAGAUUUAUGAAAAUACGGUCUUCCCGCCAGUCAAGCACAUGCUAGACAAAUUUCGUCACAGACUUCCGAAAGAAGAACUCAAGCGACUAGGUAAAGAUAUUGCCAAGAAGCUGGUAGCAUCUGAUUACAAGAACAACAGGGUGGAGGAUCCAACAGCAGCCCUCAGCGAGAAACAGACUCUAAAAAUAAAGAAGCAUGUUAAGGACUUUUUAACACGGGCAGUCGAGAAGUACGAGGUGCACCAGCAGAAACAGGCCCCGAAGGAUACCAAGUCAGGGAACGCCGAUGGCAAAACUGCCACUGCCAGCGACGCAUCGCAGAGCGUUGGAGCCGAGAUGGCAGACGACAUGGCGCUCAGUGACAUGGAAGAAAAUGACUCCCCUAGUAGCCAAGAGCGCAAACGCAAAAGAGAGGCAGAUGCGGCAGACUCGGCCGUCGCAACACCCUCCGAGGGACCAGAGACGAAAAGACCACGAGCCGAAGACGGGACCGAGCCAUCUCCUCCGCCUCCUCCGCCUCCUCCACCGGACUCUAGCUCAGACGACACCCUAACGGAAGAGCAAAACGCGGAGCAAAGGGCCUUCAAGGAACAGGAAGAGGCGCUCAUGCGAGAAAAUGAGGAAGCGCAACGGCUAGAAGAUGAGGCCAACAAGACCAAGGACAUGGAAGAAAAGGCUGAAGAGAUACGGAAGGAUAUAGUUCUUGCGGCAUGA